Molecule: messenger RNA, 879 nt
Organism: Trypanosoma cruzi
Lineage: Eukaryota; Euglenozoa; Kinetoplastea; Trypanosomatida; Trypanosomatidae
Exons: 1
Coding region: 1-879 (292 amino acids)
Source: RefSeq, a predicted model, not a curated record
AUGCCUGCAAAUAUUGUUCCAGGCUUUGUGCCGUACUUUGGCUUUAUGCUGAAGGACGUGGGGGCCCGGCUUGCAAUCAUGGCACAUUAUCUACAGACAAACCGCCACAUGUAUCCUGUCAUGCGUCACCAGAACGUUCGUGCCUACCGUGGGAUGUUACCGUGGACGCAAGAUUCCGCUUUUAUUGCGCCGAGUGCCUUUCUUAGUGGAAACGUCGUACUUGGACAUGACACAUGCAUUUUCUAUCAUGUCGUUAUUCGUAACUACCAUGUACGGGAGGAAACAGUCUUGGGUGAUCACACAGUUGUGAUGGAUCGUGCUUCCUUUUUAGGUCAAGUAAGCGUUGGAAAUGGCGUUUACAUUGGUGUUGGCAGCACACUGGACUGUUGCACCAUUGGAGACGGAGUAUACAUUGGGCCAGGUGUGUCUGUUGCGCUUGGUGCAGUUGUUGAAAAUGGAGCAAUCGUUGCUGCAGGGUCAAAUGUGCCGAAAGACACACGUAUUCAUGCAUGGGAGUUGUGGGCAGGGAACCCGGCUCAGAAGAUAGCGGAAGUAACCCAAGAACAGGCAAAUGAGGUGGCGCACAUUGUACACGAGCAGGUCGGUGUGGCAAAGGCACAUGUUCAGGCGAUACACGAUCACAUUCACCACACAGAGGAAUUGGAUGGUGAAUGGCUGCAUCUGGCUAUUACAGAAAUGGAAAAGCAGCAACAGCAGGUAACACUUAAAGUACCUGUUGACAUUCCGUUGGAGGCAAAACGGUUCCUGCAGCCUCGUGUACACAUGCGUCGUCCAGAGAUGCAUAUGCGCAUGUCAUACCCCGUCAAUCGUGUCGCACCGUGGAUGCCAAAGGUGGCGGACCAGACGGCCAAUGCGUAA